AUGUCGACUACAUCGCCAAAUGGAUAUUCACGGAAGAGACGCAGUGAUGAUACUAACGAAGAAUUGUCGACAAGAUCAUCGCACUCAAUAAGGUCUGGUGAUCGCUCACACCGUGCCCCAUCAUCUCAUUCACAAGCAUACCUGCUGACACAGUCACCGUCUUAUCCAAAUGAUUAUCGACAACAGCAACGAUACCAAGGGCCUGAUUAUCCAAGACAUAAUCAAUACCAGCGCCUGAAUCAGCAAGGACACCAACAAGAUAAUAAUUAUAGGGAUCGUGGAAGAGAAAGAGUAUCAGGUAAUCAAGAUCAACGGCAUAUUCCCCAGGAUAGGAGAGGCGGGUCCUACAAUAACAGUACUGGCUACAGUAGACUGAGACAAUAUGACUCUUACAACAGGCAACCGUAUGAAAACAACCGCAGAUACCAGGGAAAUAUUGGUCCAGGUGCCAGGACACUGAUGCAAAAUGUCAGCCAAAAUGAUGAUCAACAUUUUAAUCAACUGCAACAACAACUGCAACUGCAACAACAGCAUCACUUUGCGGUACAACCAGAAGUCAGAAAAAGUAAGGAAGAUUUGUUGAAAGAAAUUGAGCAUACUCAAAGGACUUUAGAGAAGUUUGCAGAAAUUCAAUCAAUCGAUGAAAUUAGAGUCAUAGACUCAAGAUGGGGAGUUAAACCAAAGGGGUUUGAGAAAGUUAGUGCACCAAGGGCUAAACUAUCUGGAUUGUUCCCUUUGCCUGGGUAUCCCCGUCCCGUUGAUUUUACGAAACUAGAAGGAUUGGUUAAGGACCGUCUACUGAACAGUAAUGAUAUUUUGAACGAAGUUUCGAAGAUUGAUCCGGGUGAUUCUAGGGCUGCUAAAACUCUCAUUGUUGAGAACAUAGUCGACAUUGAUUAUUUGAAAAUCGUUGAGUUUUUCAAUGACUACUUGAAGAGGAUUGAUUUUGAACAAAGCUCAAGUAAUAAUAUACAUAGCAAGCGGAAGUUGAAAGACAACAAGACUUUGGUUAUUGAAUUCAACAAUAGUGAAUGCGCGACAAUCAUAUACUCGCUAAACGAGACGCAGUUGCUUUUCAACGCAUACAAAAGAGACGAUGUACCUAGAAAAGAAAUCAGUGAAAAAUACAAGCUAUCAAUUUCACGACCUAGAGAGUACGCUGUACAAGAUGAUAAUUAUGGAGUUCAAGGUGCAUUGCUCCCCUCAACAGGGGAGAUUCAUGAAACUGUCAAGGAUAGCCCAAGAAAAAUUGCUCUUUUAAUCACUCCCAGUACCACAUCCGAUCAGGUGAUGGAAAGCCUUGAGAAAAUUGCACCUUUGCAUGCUAUGCAAUACUACAGACAAAAAGGUACUAAAGAGCCCUUGGGAUUGGUCUUUUUAGAGUUCAAGAAGCAAGACGAUGGCAAGAAUAACUACAAUGAUAACAACAAUGACAUCAUAGAAAAAUUAAAACGAUUAUCAUUUGUUACUAAUGCAUUUUAUGCAUGCGGUCGUACAAAUGCUUACGUUCAAAAUGGUUCAAUCGAUUAUAAUACGAUUCCGAGAUUAGUUCGAGCAGACACGGUGCAACCGCAAAGAAAAUCUAAUGUAAUUCAAAUCUUGAAUGCAUUGUCGACCAAGGAACUCGUCGACGACGCGUUGGUUGAGUUUGCCACGAAAGAUAUUCGAAAUGAGGCCAGUAAGCAUGGAACAGUCAAGUCAAUAAAGAUACCUCGACCAACCAAUGAUUUGGUGCCCGGAUUACAACAAUUCAAGGUCCCUGGUGUUGGAAAAGUUUAUAUCGAGUUUGAUGACCACGAAUCAGCCCUCAGGGCUAUCAUGGAAAUGUCGGGAAGACUGUACAAUGACAGAACCGUGCUUGCGACCUAUUUUGAUGCUGACGACUAUAGCAAGGGCUUGCUAUAG
Molecule: messenger RNA, 1905 nt
Organism: Lodderomyces elongisporus
Lineage: Eukaryota; Fungi; Ascomycota; Pichiomycetes; Serinales; Debaryomycetaceae
Exons: 1
Coding region: 1-1905 (634 amino acids)
Cellular component (GO): U2AF complex; nuclear speck; commitment complex
Molecular function (GO): poly-pyrimidine tract binding; pre-mRNA 3'-splice site binding
Source: RefSeq, a predicted model, not a curated record